GGAAAGGAUGAUGAAGCUAAGAUGGCAGCACUACUAAGGGUGCAGCCUGUCCGGGGUCAAGAAAAACACAAGGAACAAACAAAAACAAAGGGCGACACAACGCAUUUUUGAAGAAAAGUCGCAGCUGUCAUUCAAACAGACGAGACAAUAUGGCCUGAAUCAGUGAAUAUCCGAAGACAAUAACUGAAUUGUUGUGCUGAAAAGGAAGGAUAUUUCGCAUUCGCACAAGGGAGUGUGGCUAUAUUAUGCUGUUUAAAUUGGACGUUGUGGAUGUAACGAUUUUGUUGUUUUGUGCAUUUAAAUGAUAGGUAAAACAACUGUCUAUAUGCACUGUGUUCUUAAUGACAGAUUGGAAUAACCGUUCGCUAGGUAUUUAUAAAUGCUUUUGAUGUAACGUUAAUAUAUGGAUUGUUCCACAAAACGAUGAUGUGUGCAGCUGCGGCAGCGGGUGCCGGUGGGAUUCUGUCUUCCUCAUCUCCUGCUGUGGAGUUGGGUGUUGGGGUAAUUUCUGGGGUUGGAUCGGAUUUUCCUUGCAUUGGAUCGGGUAUGGGUUCUUGUCCCGCUCCCGGGGCCCAGUCAGAUUGCCGGAGCCGGUAUCAGCUUCUACUCUCAGGAAGAGCUUUGGCGGAAAGAUAUCGGAGGAUCUAUACAACAGCUAUCAACGACAAAGAGCAGGGAAUAAACCCAGGAAGGGGAAAGAAGACCUUGAGCAAGAAGAAGCUCAAAAGGCGACAGAAGGUCAAAUCAAAAGUCAAAACAAGAACAAAGACCGACUCUCUGGACGGGGCCUUCUCUGUGCCGGACAUCAAGCUCCACAGCAACCCCUCGGCCUUCAAUGUCUUCUGCAACGUGCGGCACUGUGUGCUGGACUGGCAGCAGCGGGAGGCCUCCCUCGCGCUGGCCUCCCGAAACUCAGUGCAGAGCGGGGACUCGGACAGCGAGGAAGAGGAGGAGUGCCGGGAGCCCGCCAUCAAGCUGCCCAAGAUCAUCGGCAUCGGGCUGUGCGGGGUAUUCGAGCUCAUUAAGGAGACGCGCUUCUCGCACCCCUCCCUGUGUCUGCGCAGCCUGCAGGCUCUGCUGGACAUGCUGCAGGGCCAGCAGCCGGAGGGCUUCCAGACCGAGCCGCCCGACGUGCUGGAAUCUCUGUUCCACCUGCUGCUGGAGACGACAGUGCGGAGCACGGGGAUGAAUGACACUACGGGGCAGGCCCUGACAGCGCUGUCCUGUGCCUGCCUCUUCAGCCUGGUGGUGUCCUGGGGAGACACGGGCAAGAUCCUACAGGCCGUGUCUGCCAUUCUCACCAACAACGGCAGCCAUGCCUGCCAGACCAUACAGGUGCCCACCAUCCUCAAUGCCCUGCAGCGGAGCGUCCAGGCCGUCCUGGUGGGGAAGAUCCAGAUCCAGGAGUGGUUCGGAAACGGUAUCAAGCGGGCGGCGCUGAUGAACAAGUGGGUUCUGAAGGAAGUGACCAUCGACGAGGACGAGCGCUGCCUCCUCCAGACGGAUGGCUCCUUCCUCUACCUGCUGUGCAAGGACGGGCUGUACAAAGUGGGAUCGGGCUAUAGCGGCACCGUCCGGGGCCAUGUGUAUAAUUCCACUUCGCGCAUCAGGAACCGGAAGGAGAAGAGGUCGUGGCUGGGGUUUGCUCAGGGCUGCCUGCUGUACCGGGACAUGAACAGCCACAGCAUGACCGCCAUCAAGAUCAACCCCGAGACGCUGGAGCAGGAGGGAACCAUCACCAUGCCUGGUGGCCAAGCAGACGGACAGAACAUCGUCUUCACUGAUGGAGAAUAUAUCAAUCAGAUCGCAGCUUGUAAAGACGAUGGCUUUGUGGUGCGGAUCUAUGCCACCAGCCGGGACCCGGCGUUGCAGCAAGAGCUCCAGUUGAAACUGGCUAGAAAGUGUCUCCAUGCCUGCGGGAUCUCGCUCUUCGACCUUGAGAAGGACCUGCAUAUUAUCAGCACUGGGUUUGAUGAGGAGGCCGCACUGCUGGGAGCUGGCAGGGAGUUCGCCCUGAUGAAGACAGCCACAGGAAAGAUCUACUACACAGGGAAGUACCAGAGCCUGGGCAUCAAACAGGGCGGGCCAUCUGCAGGGAAGUGGGUGGAGCUGCCAGUCACCAAGUCACCCAAGAUCGUGCAGUUCUCCGUGGGACACGAUGGCUCACACGCGCUGCUGGUGGCUGAGGACGGCAGCGUGUUCUUCACGGGCUCCGCCAGCAAGGGCGAGGACGGGGAGUCAACAAAGAGCAGGAGACAGCCGAAGCCCUACAAGCCCAAGAAGAUGAUCAAGCUGGAGACCAAGACGGCGGUGUACACGGCCUGCAACAACGGCAGCAGCAGCAUCGUCACCAAGGACGGGGAGCUCUACAUGUUCGGGAAGGACGCCGUUUACAGCGACAGCACCUGCCAGGUUACAGACCUGAAGGGUCACUUCGUAACUCAGGUAGCCAUGGGGAAGGCCCACACCUGUGUCCUGACCAAAAGUGGAGAGGUGUGGACGUUUGGGGUGAACAACAAGGGCCAGUGCGGCCGAGACACAGGGGCCAUGAGCCAGGCGGGGAAAGGGUUUGGAGUGGAGAACAUGGCCACGGCGAUGGAUGAGGACCUUGAGGAGGAGCUGGAGGACAAGGAGGAGAAGUCUCUGAUGUGCCAGCCGGGGAUGCACAAGUGGAAGCUGGACCAGUGCAUGGUGUGCACCGUGUGCGGGGACUGCACUGGCUACGGGGCCAGCUGUGUGAGCAGCGGCAGGCCUGACCGAGUUCCUGGAGGGAUCUGCGGCUGCGGGUCGGGGGAGUCCGGCUGCUCCGCCUGCGGCUGCUGCAAGGCCUGCGCCCGGGAGCUGGACGGACAGGAGGCCAGGCAGAGGGGCAUCUUCGACGCCGUCAAGGAGAUGAUACCACUAGACCUGCUUUUAGGCGUGAAUAUUGAGGAGCACAUCCAGAUCCGGCAGGAGGAGAAACGGCAGCGGAUCAACCGCAGGCACCGGCUGGAGGAGGGCCGAGGCCCCCUUGUUUUUCCUGGCCCCAUUUUUAUGACCCAGCGUGAGCAGGCGCUAGCCAGACUAAGACCCCUUCAGGCCCAGCUAAAGCAUAAACGGGACAAACACAAAGAUGGCAGCAGUGAGCGGGGGGACAAAGACGCCAGCAAGAUCACCACCUACCCCCCCGGGGCGGUGCGAUUCGACUGUGAGCUGCGGGCCGUGCAGGUCAGCUGCGGUUUCCACCAUUCCGUGGUGCUGAUGGAGAAUGGAGAUGUCUACACCUUUGGCUACGGCCAACAUGGCCAGCUGGGGCACGGAGACGUCAACUCCAGGGGGUCUCCUACUCUGGUGCAGGCUCUGCCAGGGCCCAGCAUCCAGGUGACAGCAGGGAGUAACCACACUGCAGUGCUGCUGAUCGACGGGCAGGUGUUCACCUUCGGGAGCUUCUCGAAAGGGCAGCUGGGCCGGCCCAUUCUUGACACGCCCUACUGGAACGCCAGGCCCUCGCCCAUGCCCAACAUCGGGGCCAAAUACGGGCGCAAAGCCACUUGGAUCGGGGCGAGUGGAGACCAGACCUUCCUGAGGAUCGACGAGGCCCUGAUCAACUCCCACGUGCUGGCCACCUCCGAGAUCUUUGCCAGCAAGCACAUCAUCGGUUUGGUCCCCACCUCCGUCUCUGAGCCUCCACCCUUCAAAUGCCUGCUGAUCAACAAGACGGACGGCAGCUGCAGGACCUUCAAUGACUCUGAGCAGGAGGACCUGCAGGGCUUCGGCCUCUGCCUGGACCCUGUGUACGAUGUCAUCUGGAGGUUCCUGCCGGCGACGCGGGAGAUGUGCUGCUACAACGCGGUGAUAGCGGACGCCCGCAUGCCCUCCGCCUCCGACAUCCAGACGCGCUGCAGCAUCCUGAGCCCCGAGCUGGCGCUGCCCUCCGGCUCCCACGCCACCACCACCCGCUCCCACGGCGCCCUGCACAUCCUGGGGUGCCUGGACACGCUGGCCGCCAUGCAGGACCUGAAGAUGGGCGUGGCAAGCACAGAGGAGGAGACGCAGGCCGUCUUAAAGGUUUAUUCCAAGGAGGACUACAGCGUGGUCAACCGUUUUGAGAGUCACGGGGGUGGCUGGGGUUACUCCGCCCACUCUGUGGAAGCCAUCCGCUUCUGCGCCGAUGCCGACAUCCUGCUGGGGGGGCUCGGUCUGUUUGGGGGCCGGGGGGAGUACACCGCCAAAAUAAAGCUGUUUGAACUGGGGCCAGAUGGGGGAGACCAUGAGACAGAUGGGGAUCUCCUGGCCGAGACGGAUGUCCUUGCCUAUGACUGUGCUGCCAGGGAGAAAUAUGCCAUGAUGUUUGAUGAGCCGGUGCUGCUGCAGCUGGGCUGGUGGUAUGUGGCGUGGGCGCGCGUCUCGGGGCCCAGCAGCGACUGCGGCUCUCACGGGCAGGCCACCAUCACCACUGAUGACAGUGUGGUCUUCCAGUUUAAGAGCUCCAAGAAGUCCAACAACGGCACUGAUGUGAAUGCGGGUCAGAUACCACAGCUGCUGUACAGGCUUCCAUCGAACGAUGGCAACGCCGCCAAAGGGAAGCAGCAGAGCAGCGAGCCUGUUCACAUCCUGAAGCGCUCCUUCGCCCGGACCGUCUCCGUGGAGUGUUUCGAGUCCCUGCUGAGUAUCCUGCACUGGAGCUGGACCACGCUGGUGCUGGGGGUGGAGGAGCUGCGGGGCCUGAAGGGCUUCCAGUACACGGCCACGCUGCUGGACCUGGAGCGCCUGCGCUUCGUGGGCACCUGCUGCCUGCGGCUGCUGCGCGUCUACAUCUGCGAGAUCUUCCCCAUCUCAGCCAGCUCCAAGGCAGUGGUGGACGAGUCCAGCAAGCUGGCGGAGUGCGUGGGGAAGACGCGGAGCCUGCUGAAGAAGGUCCUGUCCGAGGGCAUGGACAACUGCCUGACCAAGCUGGACAACGACCCUCAGGGCUACCUGAGCCAGCCGCUGACCCUGCUGGAGGCCGUGCUGCAGGAGUGCCACAACACCUUCACCGCCUGCUUCCACUCCUUCUACCCCACGCCCGCCCUGCAGUGGGCCUGCCUCUGCGACCUGCUCAACUGCCUGGACCAGGACAUCCAGGAGGCUAACUUCCGCACGUCCAGCAGCCGCCUCCUGGCGGCGGUCAUGUCGGCGCUGUGCAACACCUCGGUCAAGCUCACCUCCAUCCUGCCCAUCGCCUACGACGGCGAGGUGCUCCUGCGCUCGCUGGUCAAGCAGGUCAGCACGGAGAACGACUCGGCGCUCGCUCACCGCUUCCCCCUGCUGGUGGCUCACAUGGAGAAGCUUAGCCACACGGAGGAGAACCUGAUGGGCAUGACGAGUUUCCGGGAGGUUCUGGAGAAGAUGCUGGUGAUCGUGGUGCUGCCCGUGAGGAAGAGCCUGAGGAAGGAGGUGGAGCUUUUCUCUCCGCACCUGGUGUCCAACACCUGCGGCCUCCUGGCCAGCAUCGUAAGCGAGCUGACCGCCUCGGCGCUGGGCUCUGAGGUGGACGGACUGAACUCCCUCCACUCGGUGAAGUCCACCCCAAACCGCUUCACCAAGACCAGCCAGGGUCGCAGCUGGAACACGGGCAACGGCUCGCCCGACGCCAUCUGCUUCACCGUGGACAAGCCGGGCGUGGUGCUGGUGGGCUUCUGCGUGUACGGUGGCGGGGGCAUUCACGAGUAUGAGCUGGAGGUGCUCGCUGACGAUGCCCAGACGGAGCAUCCCGGGGACUCGACCCACUCUCACAGAUGGACAUCACUGGAGCUGGUGAAGGGCACCUAUAGCACGGACGACUCCCCCAGCGACAUUGCCGAGAUCCGGCUGGACAAAGCCGUGCCUUUGAAGGAGAAUGUCAAGUACGCCGUCCGCCUGCGCAACUACGGCAGCCGCACGGCCAACGGGGACGGGGGCAUGACCACGGUGCAGUGUUCCGACGGGGUGACCUUCACCUUCAGCACCUGCAGCCUGAGCAGCAACGGGACCAACCAGACCCGCGGCCAGAUCCCACAGAUCCUCUACUACAGGAGUGAGUAUGAUGGGGAUCUGCAGUCCCAGCUUCUCAGCAAAGCCAACGAGGAGGACAAGAACUGCAGCCGCGCGCUCUCCGUGGUCAGCGCGGUGGUCAGGGCAGCCAAAGACCUGCUGCACAGAGCCUUCGCAGUGGACGCUGAAGACAUUCCAGAACUGCUGAGUUCUUCCAGCCUUUUCUCCAUGUUGCUUCCCCUCAUACUGGCCUACAUUGGUCCGGUGGCAGCUUCGGUUCCUAAGGCGGCAGUUGAGGUCUUUGGCCUAGUGCAGGAACUGCUCCCCGCUGUCUCCGCCCUGAACCAGAAAUACGCACCGCCCGCUUUCAACCCCAACCAAUCCACAGACAGCACCACAGGCAACCAGCCGGAGCAGGGUCUGUCUGCUUGCACCACCUCCAGCCACUACGCCGUUAUCGAGAGUGACCACCCGUACAAGCAGGCUGGUGUCACCCAGUACAAGGUGUCCUUCCCGGACUGCGUGCGCUGGAUGACGGUGGAGUUCGACCCGCAGUGCGGCACGGCUCAGCCCGAGGACGCCCUGCGGCUGCUCAUCCCUAGCCGCUCCGCGCACUUCCCCGCCUCGGGCUCCAAGCCCCUGGCCCACGAGACCAUCAACGCCUGGACCGAGCUCAAGAAGUUCUCCACCUCCAGCGGCUGGCCCACCUCCGUGCUGGUGCUGCCAGGAAACGAAGCCCUUUUCUCCUUGGAAACUGCCUCUGAUUAUGUGAAAGAUGAGAAGGCGUGCUUUUAUGGAUUCAAAUGUGUUGCUGUGGGUUAUGAAUUCAAUCCAGGACCAGAUGAAGGCAUUAUCCAGCUGGAGAAGGAGUUGGCAUACCUGGGGAGUGUGUGUGCCGCUGCCCUCAUGAAGAAAGACCUGGCUCUGCCUAUAGGAAAUGAGCUGGAAGAAGACCUCGAGAUUCUUGAAGAGGCGUCUCUUCAGGUGUGCAAGGCCCAUGCAGGCAUCCUGGGGAAGGGGCUGGCUCUGUCACAUUCCCCCACCAUCCUGGAGGCCCUGGAGGGCAACCUGCCCCUCCACCUGCAGAGCAACGAGCACUCCUUCCUGGAGGACUUCAUCACCUGUGUGCAGAACUCCAGCGGGGGCCGGCUGGCCAGGUGGCUGCAGCCCGACUCCUACGCCGACCCGCAGAAGACCUCGCUGAUCCUCAACAAGGACGACAUCCGCUGUGGCUGGCCCACCACCGUGGUGGUGCAGACCAAAGACCAGUACGGAGACGUGGUCCACGUCCCCAACAUGAAGGUGGAGGUGAAAGCCGUGCCCGUCUCUCAGAAGAAGUCCCUGCAGCAGGACAGCAUCAGGAAGCUCCAGCGCUUGCCAGGAAGCUCCUCCUCCUCCACCUCUGGAACCGACCUCACCUUCGGAGGGCUGCCCACGCCCAAACUGGAGGCCACCUAUGAGCCAAUGAUCGUGAAGGAGGCACGCUACAUCGCCAUCACAAUGAUGAAGGCCUAUGAAAAUUACUCCUUUGAAGAGCUCCGCUUCGCAUCCCCAACUCCAAAGAGGCCCAGCGAGAACAUGCUGAUCCGGGCCAACACAGAUGGCACCUACAGCGCCAACUGGACCCCUGGCGCCGUGGGGCUGUACACCAUUCACGUCACCAUAGACGGCAUUGAAAUCGAUGCAGGUCUGGAAGUGGAGGUGAAAGACCCGCCCAAGGGCAUGAUCCCUCCGGGCACACAGAUGAUCAAACCCAAGGCCGAGCCUCAGCCAAGCAAGGUCCGCAGGUUUGUGGCCAAGGACAGCGCAGGGCUGCGCGUGCGCAGUCACCCCUCCCUGCAGAGCGAACAGAUAGGCAUAGUGCAAGUCAAUGGGACCGUCACUUUCAUUGACGAGAUCCACAAUGAUGAUGGUGUGUGGCUCAGACUCAAUGAUGAGACAGUGAAGAAGUAUGUCCCUAACAUGAAUGGCUACACUGAAGCCUGGUGCCUCUCUUUUAACCAGCAUCUGGGCAGAAGCCUUCUGGUCCCUGAUGACAAUGUCUUUAAUGCUAGCCAAGGAGUCAGUGAUACCAACUUUUUGUCUUGGACGUCCUUAACUUUGUGUCCCCAGGAGGCCAGAACGCACUCGGAUGAGUAUUUUAAGGAGGUCAGUGGCCGCCCCUCCCUCGAGGCCCCCAUGCGUGAGCAGGACAGGGCGGGCCUGGGUGGCGGACCAGGCGUUUAUAAGGUAGUGAAGACGGGACCCUCGGGUCACAACAUCAGAAGCUGCCCAAACCUUAGGGGUAUCCCCAUUGGAAUGUUAGUUCUGGGCAACACAGUCAAGGCGAUAGGCGAGGUGACCAAUGCGGAGGGGACGUGGGUGCAGCUGGAUAAGAACAGCGUAGUGGAGUUCUGUGAGAGUGACGAGGGCGAAGCGUGGUCCCUGGCCCGGGACAGAGGGGGGAACCAGUACCUGCGGCACGAGGAAGAGCAAGCAAUUCUGGAGCACGGAGCGCACACUCCCCCACCGAGCCCGUUUUCCGUGCAGGCCUUCAACCGGGCCACAGGGGGCAGCGGCGCGCAGGGAUUCGACUACGGAAUCUCCAACAACAAAGGUGACCGGCUGAGCGCUAUACUGAAUUCCAUUCAGUCUGGGCCUUUCCUCCCAGCUCCCUCCGUAUUUGAGCCAGCCGCCCAACCUCCCUCUUCCCUUGUCCACAGCCCAUUUGUGUUUGGACAGUCCCUUUCCCAGCAGCCUCAGCCGCAACCACAGCUUCCGAUAGACGCUUCAUCACGCAGCCUUGCUUCACGUGAGCGUGUGCACAAAAGCAGUGUGGCCGGGCCAGGCACCGCUCUCUCAUCUCUCGCUCUCAGACAAAAGGGUGAGAGGGGAAACCUGGCGUCCACAUCUCGGCCCAUGUCCCCCGCGGGCAAGCACCGGCAGGAGAGCCGGUCCCCCAAACCAGAGGGGCGUGGCAGCCGAAACUCCGAGCAGGGAAAGACCAGGAACAACGACAGCAUGUCCGCCAGCGAGGCUCUAAUCCUUAGGUCCGACACGGGCAAGCUGAGGUCCGACUCCCACAGCCGGUCCCACUCCCCCAACCACAACACUCUGCAGGCCCUGAAGGCCGACGGCAGGACGCCAGGCCUGAGGGCCGAGUCCCCCACCCCGGGUUCGAGGGCUUCCUCCCCCAAACAGAAAGGCAGCUGCUCUGGCAGGUCCAGCCCCUCCAGCACCGGCUCGCCCCGCCCCUCCUCCCCCCAUGACAAGAACCUACCUCAGAAAGUCAGUACGUCGCCCAAGGCCCGGCUGGACCCUCCCCGCGAGCGAUCCAAAUCUGACUCGUACACGUUGGAUCCUGACACGCUGAGGAAGAAGAAGGUGCCCCUGACGGAGCCCCUGAGAGGCCGGUCAACCUCGCCCAAACCAAAAGUCCCUCCCAAAGACGGGAAAGGGGGCAGCAAUGCGGAGAACCGUGCUCCCUCGCCGCACGUGGUCCAGGAGAACCUCCACAGCGAGGUGGUGGAAGUCUGCACUUCCAGUGCCUUGCUGUCCAACAGUGAGGACGGAAACUCUGAGAAUGUUGAGCUGCGAAGUGCUGAAGAGGGCUCCUCAAAGGUGCAUUUCAGCAUCGGGAAGGCCCCUGUCAAGGAAGAGCUAGAAACGCGUUCCUCCCCCAAAGUCAGCCGCAAGACGUCCAGCCGGCACGUCAGGCCCAAAAAAGACAAGUCCGGACCGCUCUUCAAAGGGGAGGGCCUGCGCCUGGCGGAGCCUGCCAAGCAGGCCAUGUCGCCGUCGGUUGCCGAGUGCGCCCGGGCCGUCUUCGCCGCGUUCCUGUGGCACGAGGGCAUCGUGCACGACGCGAUGGCCUGCUCCUCCUUCCUCAAGUUCAACCCCGAGCUCACCAAGGAGCACGCCCCCAUCCGCAGCUCGCUCGGCGGCCAGCAGGCCGCGGACGAGAAGGAGAGCAAGCUGAAGAACCGCCACUCCCUGGAGAUCUCCUCCGCCCUCAACAUGUUCAACAUCUCGCCCCACGGGCCGGACAUCUCCAAGAUGGGCAGCAUCAACAAGAACAAGGUGCUGUCCAUGCUGAAGGAGCCGCCGCUGCCGGAGAAGUGCGAGGACGGCAAGGCGGAGCCGGUGGCUUACGAGGUGGCCAGCCAUUCCUCCAUGAGGUCCAAGUCCAUCCUCCCCCUCACCCUGCAGCACCUGGUGGCCUUCUGGGAGGACAUAUCCCUGGCGACCAUCAAAGCCGCGACCCAGAACAUGAUAUUCCCCAGCCCCGGCUCCAGCGCCAUCCUCAAGAAGAAGGAGAACGAGAAGGACAGCAAGAAGGCCAAGAAGGAGAAGAAGAAGAAGGAGAAGGCGGAGGUGCGCCCCAGGGGGAACCUCUUUGGGGAGAUGGCCCAGCUGGCCAUGGGAGGCCCAGAGAAGGACACCAUCUGUGAGCUGUGUGGAGAGUCCCAUCCCUAUCCAGUCACCUACCAUAUGAGGCAGGCCCACCCAGGCUGUGGACGUUAUGCUGGAGGUCAAGGCUAUAACAGCAUUGGACACUUCUGUGGAGGCUGGGCGGGUAACUGUGGAGACGGAGGGAUCGGCGGAAGCACUUGGUACCUGGUGUGUGACCGCUGCCGAGAGAAGUAUCUAAGAGAGAAACAGACAGCAGCCAGGGAAAAGGUGAAGCAGUCCAGGAAGAAGCCCCUGCAGGUGAAGACCCCCCGGGCCCUGCCCACCAUGGAGGCGCACCAGGUGAUCCGGGCCAACGCCCUCUUCCUGCUGUCCCUGAGCAGCGCCGCUGAGCCCAGCCUGCUGUGCCACCACCCGCCAAAGCCCUUCCACACCCAGCUGCCCAGUCUCAAGGAGGGAGUGUCCGAAGAGCUGCCCAAUAAGAUCAGCUGCCUCUACCUGCAGACGCUGGCACGGCAUCACACAGAGAACUUUGGGGCCUACCAGGACGACAACCUCUUCCAGGAUGAGAUGCGAUACCUGCGCUCCACCUCGGUUCCUGCACCUUACAUCUCAGUCACCCCAGAUGCCUGUCCCAACGUCUUCGAGGAGCCGGAGAGCAACAUGAAGUCCAUGCCUCCCAGUCUGGAGACCAGUCCCAUCACUGACAGCGACACGGCGAAGAGGACCGUCUUCCAGAGGUCCUACUCAGUGGUGGCCUCCGAGUACGACAAGCAGCACUCAGCCUCUCCCGCUCGCGUGAAGGCCGUACCCCGGCGUAGGGUCCACAGUGGAGACGCCGAAGUGGGCUCCUCGCUGCUGCGCCACCCCUCUCCCGAGCUCUCCCGCCUCAUCUCCGCCCACGGCUCCCUCAGCAAGGGCGAACGGAACUUCCAGUGGCCCGUGCUGGCCUUUGUCAUCCAGCACCACGACCUGGAGGGGCUGGAGGUGGCCAUGAAGCACGCGCUGCGCAAGUCCGCCUGCAGGGUCUUCGCCAUGGAGGCCUUUAAUUGGCUGCUUUGCAACGUGAUCCAGACGACCUCGCUCCAUGACAUCCUGUGGCACUUUGUGGCCUCCUUGACACCCUCGCCUUUUGAGCCUGAGGAGGAGGAGGAGGAAGAGAACAAAGCUAACAAGGAGAAUGCGGAGCAGGAGAAGGACCUUGGCGUGUGUGAACACCCGCUCUCUGACAUCGUGAUCGCCGGGGAGGCCGCUCACCCCCUCCCCCACACCUUCCACCGUCUCCUCCAGACCAUCUCUGACCUCAUGAUGUCGCUGCCCAGUGGUAGCUCCCUGCAGCAGAUGGCCCUUCGGUGUUGGAGCCUCAAGUUUAAGCAGUCGGACCAUCAGUUCCUGCACCAGAGCAAUGUCUUUCACCACAUCAACAACAUCCUGUCCAAGUCAGAUGACGGGGACAGUGAGGAGAGCUUCAACAUCAGCGUGCAGUCUGGAUAUGAGGCCAUCAGCCAGGAGCUGUGCAUGGUCACCUGCCUUAAGGACCUGACCAGCGUAGUGGACAUCAAGACGUCCAGCAGGCCGGCCAUGAUCGGCAGUCUGACCGACGGCUCCACGGAGACAUUCUGGGAGUCUGGGGACGAGGACAAGAACAAGACCAAGAGCAUCACCAUCAGCUGUGUGAAGGGAAUCAAUGCUACCUACGUGUCUGUGCAUGUGGACAACUCCCGAGACAUUGGGAACAAAGUGACAUCUAUGACGUUCCUGUGUGGGAAAGCAGUGGAGGAUCUCUGCAGAAUUAAACAGGUGGACCUGGACUCGCGGCACAUGGGCUGGGUCACCAGCGAGCUGCCCGGCGGCGACCACCACGUCAUCAAGCUGGAGCUGAAGGGCCCGGAGAACACCCUGCGUGUGCGGCAGGUCAAGGUGCUGGGCUGGAAGGAGGGCGACAGCAUCAAGAUCGCCGGGCAGAUCUCGGCCAGCGUGGCCCAGCAGAAGAACUGCGAGGCCGAGACGCUGCGCGUGUUCCGCCUCAUUACCUCACAGGUGUUUGGAAAGCUGAUCAGUGGAGAUGCAGAGCCGACACCAGAGCAGGAGGAGAAGAACCUGCUGUCAUCCCCUGAGGGAGAGGACAAGGCUCCGUCUGAUGCAGACUUGAAAGAACACAUGGUGGGAAUCAUAUUCAGCAGGAGCAAACUCACCAACCUGCAGAAACAGGUGUGCGCCCACAUCGUCCAGGCCAUCCGCAUGGAGGCCACGCGCGUGCGCGAGGAGUGGGAGCACGCCAUCUCCAGCAAGGAGAACGCCAACUCCCAGCCCAGCGACGAGGACGCCUCGUCCGACGCGUACUGCUUCGAGCUGCUGUCCAUGGUGCUGGCGCUGAGCGGCUCCAACGUGGGCCGGCAGUACCUGGCCCAGCAGCUCACCCUGCUGCAGGACCUCUUCUCCCUGCUGCACACAGCCUCGCCCCGCGUGCAGAGACAGGUGACCUCCCUGCUCAGACGUGUGCUCCCCGAGGUGACCCCUGCCCGGCUGGCCAGCAUCAUAGGGGUGAAGGCCCUGCCACCUGCGGACAUCAGCGACAUCAUCCACUCCACGGAGAAAGGUGACUGGAACAAGCUGGGCAUCCUGGACAUGUUCCUGGGCUGCAUCGCCAAGGCGCUGACCGUCCAGCUCAAGGCCAAGGGCACCACCAUCGUGGGCACAGCGGGCACCGCCGCCGGAAAGGGCGUGACCACCGUCACACUGCCCAUGAUCUUCAACUCCAGUUAUAUCAGGAGGGGGGAGAGUCACUGGUGGAUGAAGGGCUCCACACCUCCACAGAUCGCUGAGAUCAUCAUUAAGCUGGUCAAAGACAUGGCUGCUGGCCACCUAUCAGAGGCUUGGUCCAGGGUGACAAAGAAUGCCAUUGCAGAGACCAUUAUUGCCCUCACCAAGAUGGAGGAAGAACAUCGCGCACCAGUGCGCUGCAUCGCCACCACCAGGCUGUGGCUGGCUCUGGCCUCUCUGUGUGUGCUGGACCAGGACCAUGUUGACAGGCUGUCCUCAGGACGAUGGAUGGGCAAGGACGGGCAGCAGAAACAGAUGCCCAUGUGUGAUAACCAUGACGACGGAGAGACGGCGGCCAUCAUCCUGUGUAACAUGUGUGGGAACCUGUGCACCGACUGCGACCGCUUCCUUCACCUGCACCGCCGCACGCGCUCGCACCAGAGACAGGUAUUUAAAGAGGAGGAGGAAGCCAUCAAGGUGGACCUUCAUGAAGGCUGUGGGAGGACCAAGCUCUUCUGGCUGAUGGCGCUGGCUGACUCUAAGACCAUGAAGGCCAUGGUGGAGUUCCGGGAGCACACAGGCAAGCCGGCCUCCAGCAGCUCAGAGGCCUGCCGGUUCUGUGGCACCAGGAGUGGCACAGAACUCUCUGCGGUAGGCAGUGUGUGCUCAGACCCUGACUGUCAGGAGUAUGCCAAGCUGGCCUGCAGUAAGACACACGCGUGCGGUCACCCGUGCGGGGGCGUGAAGAACGAGGAGCAGUGCCUGCCCUGCCUGCACGGCUGCGACCGGAGCACGGCCUGCCUGAAGCAGGACGCCGACGACAUGUGCAUGAUCUGCUUCACAGAGGCCCUGUCGGCCGCGCCCGCCAUCCAGCUGGACUGCAGUCACGUGUUCCAUCUCCAGUGCACGCGCCGGGUUCUGGAGAACCGCUGGCUUGGACCCCGAAUUACCUUUGGAUUCAUGUCCUGUCCCAUCUGCAAGAAUAAAAUUAACCAUUCAGUGAUUAAGGACUUGCUGGACCCCAUUAAAGAGCUUUAUGAAGAUGUGAGGAGGAAAGCUUUAAUGAGACUUGAAUAUGAAGGACUGCAUAAGAGUGAGGCAAUUACCACUCCUGGUGCACGCUUCCACAACGACCCUGCUGGCUUUGCCAUGAACAGAUACGCCUACUACGUCUGCUACAAGUGCAAAAAGGCCUACUUUGGUGGAGAAGCGCGGUGCGAUGCAGAGGCAGGACAGGGGGAUGACUAUGACCCCAGCGAGUUGAUCUGUGGAGCAUGCUCAGAUGUGUCCAGGGCACAGAUGUGCUCCAAACAUGGUACUGACUUCCUGGAGUACAAAUGCCGUUACUGCUGCUCGGUGGCUGUGUUUUUCUGCUUUGGGACGACGCACUUCUGCAACGCCUGCCAUGACGACUUUCAGAGGAUGACCAGUGUCCCCAAAGAGGAGCUGCCCCACUGUCCUGCUGGUCCAAAAGGCAAGCAGCUGGAAGGGACUGAAUGCCCACUGCAUGUGGUGCACCCACCGACAGGGGAGGAGUUUGCCUUGGGCUGCGGAGUGUGCCGAAACGCGCACACCUUCUAAAUCCCAGGGGGGCUACCCACCCCCCACCCACUUUUCACCCCACUUCUGCACACAGCUGUGACCGCUGGCUGUGUGAGUGAUGCCCCCCCCCCCCCCUUUCUCCUUGCGCGGGGCGGCUCACGCGACGUAAACCUCGGGAUUGACAGGAAGCUGGGCCUGGCUCUGAGUCCGAGCCUGCGUGUGCUCUGGGUUCCAGAAGAAAAGAUUUAAAAAAAAAAAAAAAAAAAGAAAAUGAAAAAAAAAACUUGUGACGUGUUUUGCAUGCGGCCGCUGUAACCCUCGGCUCCCAUAAACGUUGCACACCUCCUGAUCACUGAAGUGUAACAAUGCAUCGAAAAAUUACAACUGAAUAAAAAAAAAAAAUCUGCUCAUAGCAAGUGUGGAUGAACAUGGAAAAAAAAGAUAAAACCAUACUUCCGGCUUCUUAACUAUGAAUACAAAAAAAAGAUAUUGUUAUAUGUAUACUGACUUUUUUGGUAAUUCUGUACAGUACUCUCCAUCGUCGACUGCAUCAUCAUGGUUCAACCAGAAAGAAAGUCUGAUGGGGAUGAUUAAAGGAGACUGUUAAGAAUGUUAUGUUUGGAAAGCAAAUAGUGUACGAUUUAUCUAAUCUUGUAUAUAAUGAUGGUAUCCAAAAUAGGUGUAUUCCGAAGUUGCUACUCUACACUUCAGUUUGAUAAUUUUGGGUUAUGUUUUGAGCCUGAACUUUUAAUGAAGUGCAAUAUUGGGUGUGUCCCCUCUCUUGCAGCAGUAAACAUAUGGAAUGUAUAUGUCAAUAAAGCCACUGUACAUUUUUAUACAGUGAUAAAAAAAAGGCUGUUGUGUUUUCCCCUGCAAAGUGUCAGAUCACCUCUGUACUCAGAAAUGUGUUGAGAAGCCUAAUGUCUGCAGUGUCUAAAAGCUGAUGUGUACAAAAUCCCAUUUUCAACUCCUCACUAUGUUACAAUGGGAAAAAGACCCCAUUUCUGUAUUUUUAAAAAAAAAAAACAAAACAAAGGGUGAGUAUAAUAUUGCAUCGUAUUGUUGGAGCUGAAAACUACUUUGGGGCCAGACCUCACACCAAAAAAAAAAAAAUUAGAUUGUGGAAUGGUCUUGUGUUUCUCUUUUGAGACAUACUGUUCUGACUGAGAAUAUGAAUCGUAGACCAGUGUGAGGAAGUGAAGGAUUGUGAGGGUUUUGGGGUGGCAUGGGUGGGGGUGUGAAAAACAGCUGCUGUUGAAAUGAUUAAUUCUUGUAAAUCUGCUCUGUGAUAUCUGCAGUGGAUGGAGUUGAAUGGUAAUAAACCAGGUCUCUGUUUCACAAGGUACAUUAAAAGGGUUUCCAGAGUGUCUU
Messenger RNA from Megalops cyprinoides (Indo-Pacific tarpon), 16056 nucleotides. RefSeq names its product MYC binding protein 2 (gene mycbp2). Gene Ontology annotation, cellular component: nucleus. NCBI's taxonomy places the organism in Eukaryota, Metazoa, Chordata, Actinopteri, Elopiformes, Megalopidae. The record is from RefSeq and is a predicted model, not a curated record. The transcript has 86 exons. The coding region runs from base 424 to 14724 and encodes 4766 amino acids.